AGAGGAGAAAUUAAUAACUUCUGCCAACAAGAUAAUGAAUCUCUCCAUGAGGCUUGGGAGAGGUUUAAAGAUCUGAUCAGAAAGUGCCCUCACCAUGGUAUAGAGAAGUGGAUGCUGGUCCACAACUUCUACAAUGGGUUGGUAGGAAAUACAAGAACUUUAAUAGAUGCUGCAGCUGGAGGAGCCUUUAUGAGGAAGAGUGCUAAUGAGGCUUAUGAUCUAUUGGAGGAGAUGGCUCUAAACAAUCAACAGUGGCCAACUGAGAGGAGUCAAUCAAAGAAGGUAGCUGGUGUGUUAGAGGUCGAUGCCAUCACCAAGUUGACAGCACAGGUUGAGGCAUUGACAAAGAUAAUUGCAGGGCAAGCUAAACAAGCCCAAGUUGUGUGUGAGUUAUGUGGGGGAAGCCAUCACUUUUCAGAAUGCCAAGCUGAUGUGGAUGAUUUGCCAAUGGAUGAAGCUAAAGCCAUUGGAAACUAUUCACAGAACAACAACAACAACUAUGGGUUCAACCAGGGUAAUAACCGAAGAAACAGUGGGUUCUAUCAGCAACGAAAUCAGAACCAGAAUCAGAAUCAACAGUUUAAUCAGCAACAAACCUCUGGUGGAAAUUCUGGUUUGCAGACAGAUUUAUUGCUACAAUUCAUGACUGAAACUAGAUCUUCCAUUAAAGACCUGCAGACUCAGAUGGGCCAAUUAGCAACUCAGGUAGCAACCCGUCCUCAAGGAAAUUUGCCUAGUACAACUGAAAUUAAUCCUAAGGAAAACUGCAAUUCAAUUACCCUGAGGAGCGGUAAGAAGUAUGAUGGGCCUGAAUUGACACAACCAAUUGAUGUAAAUAAGGAGAUUAAAGUUCAACCAGUGCCAACCCCAACACCAACAGUAGAGAAGGCUACUGAUAGCUCAACACAACCACAACAGUCCCCACCAAUCAGUAUUGAGCAUCAUGAAAAGAUACCUUAUCCUCAGAGACUCCAUAAGACCAAUCUAGACAAGCAGUUCACAAAAUUUCUAGAGGUCUUCAAAAGACUACACAUCAACAUUCCUUUUGCUGAAGCCUUGGAACAAAUGCCCCGUUAUGUGAAGUUCAUGAAGGAGAUAUUGUCUAAGAAGAGAAAAUUGGAGGACUAUGAAACAGUGGCAUUAACUGAGGAGUGUAGCGCCAUUUUGCAAAAGAAACUACCGCCCAAGCUUAAAGAUCCGGGUAGUUUCAAUAUUCCAUGCUCUAUAGGGGGUUCGGUGGAAACCAAAGCUCUGUGUGAUUUGGGAGCAAGCAUUAAUCUAAUGCCAUUGUCUGUCUUCAAAAGGCUAGGAUUGGGAAAAGCAAAGCCUACAACAGUUACUUUACAACUGGCAGAUCGUUCUUUGACUCAUCCUCGUGGGAUAAUUGAAGAUGUACUGGUGAAGGUUGGUAAGUUUAUCUUCCCUGCUGAUUUCCUAAUUCUUGAUAUGGAAGAAGAUUCAACUAUUCCCAUUAUUUUGGGAAGACCAUUCUUAGCCACGGGCCGAGCAGUAAUAGAUGUUCAAAAGGGAGAGUUAAAGUUGAGAGUGCAAGAUGAAGAGGUCAAUUUUAAUGUUUUUGCCCCAACUGACAUUCCUACCUGUUGCAAGAUUCGGGUUCUUUUGUUAAAGCUGAUAAGAAGAAAGCAAAGCCUAAAGAGCGACUUCGAACGAUUCAGCGUCGUUGGAAAAGAUUGAUGUGUGGUAGUUCUGAAGGUGAGCUUACUCUUGUGCAAAAAUCUGAAAUCAACACUAUUGGUGGUCAAUUUUCUUCAUUUAGUACGAGGGCUCUUUUGGAUGAAAAGGGUCCACCCAACCCUUUUUGAGAGGGUCUCAGGUAAGUCUCUUUACUCUGCAUAUUCCUGUAUACAUUGGGGACAAUGUCAUAUUUAGUUUGGGGGGAGAGGCUUAAAUUUUUUUUUUUAAAUUCUGCACUUUAAUUUCUGUAUUUUAAUUUUAUGUUUUAGUUUUUUUGUUUUAGUCAAGGAAUGGCAAUAAGCUUGAUGAUAGUUGUAUACUGCUGAUUAGUGUGAUGUGAUCUGAAUCUGUAAAAUAACUGUGUGCUUGAUUUUGUUAACUCUUUGGAUUAGUUUGGAUGCUUAGAAACCUGUGUUUUUCUACAAGUACUCAAUUUGUGAAAAUUGUUAUAACUGUUUUACUAUGGUUUGUGGUAAGAUGGACAGGAUAGCUUAGAACUUGCAUGUUUAUUCUUUUGAGGCGAAAUCCUUGAUAGUGUUCAAUUGGAAUAUGACUUAGACAUUUGUUGGAUAGUUUGAGCCUUUCAAGCCUACCAUAAUGUAUAUCCCUAGUUACCCUUUUGAGCCUUAACCUGUUGUGUUUUCACCCACUGAUUUGAAAUUUUGCAACCACACUAUUAAUUUUUAUUCUCACCAUGAUUAUCCAUGAUAUCAUAAGCUAUAUGAUUAGUUUGGGGGAAAAGAAACAUUUAGUGUGACGAAAUAGUGAGAGGGAGAAAAAAUUUGUAAGAUUUAGAAGAGAAGAAAAAGAAGAAAAAAAAAAGAAAAAAAAUUGUGUAAUUCAAUGUCAUUGAAAAAAAAAGAGCACUGAAAAAAAAAAUAA
Molecule: messenger RNA, 2577 nt
Organism: Cannabis sativa
Lineage: Eukaryota; Viridiplantae; Streptophyta; Magnoliopsida; Rosales; Cannabaceae
Exons: 1
Coding region: 112-1695 (527 amino acids)
Source: RefSeq, a predicted model, not a curated record